This is a messenger RNA of Plasmopara halstedii, 261 nucleotides long. RefSeq lists its product as uncharacterized. The record is from RefSeq and is a predicted model, not a curated record. NCBI's taxonomy places the organism in Eukaryota, Oomycota, Peronosporomycetes, Peronosporales, Peronosporaceae. The transcript has 2 exons. The coding region runs from base 1 to 261 and encodes 86 amino acids.
AUGGCAAAGAAGAACAUGUUUGAGGAUGUUAAUCUCGAAUUAGAUAAACGGAUUGCCGCUGGUUUUCUGGGGUCACGCGGCUAUGUACGCCUUUUACCCUUUGAGACCAAAGCUCGUCACGCGCCAAUAGGAAGUCACCACUCGAGGUAUUGCUUUGUCAAGCGCCGACCCUCUGUGACAUCGUGGUGUCUGGAACCCAAUGCUCUGUGUUUCGUGAUUCUGGAAAGCGCGCCAUUAACAAGAGGUCGUAUAAGGGCAUAG